AUGCCCGUGGCCGACCUCGCAGGGUGGGCUCGCGCCCGCGCCCUCGCCGGGGCGAGCCCUGCCCCUGCCGCCUGCGGGCGGGGGCCAGAGCGCAGCCGCCACUGCGGCGUGCCCCCCGCGGCCGCCGCAGGGGCAUCGUGCGGCGGCCCGGGGGCGCGGCGCUGGCCGCCGCCAGGCUGCGCGCCGCUGCUGGCAGGCCUGGCGCUGCUCGUCUCGCCGGCGGCGGCGCUCGCCAGGCGGCUGAGGCGUCUGCUCUGCCCCCUGACGGAGGCCGACCGGCGGGCGAACGACCUCUUCAGGCGCGAUGCCCCGCUGGACGGCGCCGUGGGCGGGGCCGCCGCCACGGACUGGCAGCUUGCCGGGGAGGGCUUGCGGCGCCUUCGCGCGGUGGUCGCGGCCAUGGACCAGAAGGGGUGCGAAGGGCCCCUGAGCGCGUGGGAGACGGAAAGGGCAGCGGCCCCGCGCCCCGGGGGCGGCGAGGUCCCCGUGCUGAUUCGCCGGUGCCCAGGGGGGGGCGCCGAGGUGGCCUCCCGGGCUGGGUGCCCCCUGGUGGUGUGGCUCCACGGCGGCGCCUUCACCAUUUCCAGCGUCAAGUCGGGCAUGUCCUUCUACAGUGCCACAGAGCCGUUCGGCGCGCACGUCGCCGGCGAGCUGCGGGCGGCGUGUGGGCCGUUCGUGUGGGCCUCCAUCGAGUACCGCCGUGCCCCAGAGGCCCCGUUCCCCGCCGCGAUCGAGGACUGCGUGGCAGCGCUGCGCUGGCUGCAGCGGCCAGAGCAGGCAGAGCGCUUCGGGUACAGCCCUGCUCGCAUCAGCCUCGCGGGGGCCUCCGCUGGCGCCAACCUGGCCGCGUUCGCGGCGCUGCUGUCGGACGCACCGCUGAGCUCCCUGGUCCUGCUGUUCCCCUUCCUGGACCCCGCGACCUCCCGCGGGUCGUACGCGCGAUGGGGCCACCUGGGCUACAGCUACGCCCCGUUCCUGCGCUGGAGCUGGCGGGCCUACCUGCAAGGGCGGAGUCCAGAUGCUGCGAACCCCGCGCUCCAGCCUGGCUGGAGCGGAGGGGCGCGGCCGCCCGUGCUGGUCUGCACCGGCACCGCGGACGCCUUGCGCGAGGAGGGUUUGGACAUGGUGCGCCGGUUGAGGCGCCAGGGCGUCAGGUGCCGCCACGUCCGAGCCCGGGGCUCCCACUGCGCGGGCAUCCUCUUCGACGGCUGGGCCAGGCGGGCCGUCGUGCAGUGGUGGCUGAAGCGCCUGCGCGAGUCGGGAGAG
Molecule: messenger RNA, 1266 nt
Organism: Prorocentrum cordatum
Lineage: Eukaryota; Dinophyceae; Prorocentrales; Prorocentraceae
Source: the annotation of a GenBank genome assembly